Molecule: messenger RNA, 863 nt
Organism: Eucalyptus grandis
Lineage: Eukaryota; Viridiplantae; Streptophyta; Magnoliopsida; Myrtales; Myrtaceae
Product: putative RING-H2 finger protein ATL69
Exons: 1
Coding region: 137-643 (168 amino acids)
Biological process (GO): protein ubiquitination
Molecular function (GO): transferase activity
Source: RefSeq, a predicted model, not a curated record
UCCUCUCACCUCACCUCCCACUUUCUUUCAUUCGCACUCAACUUUGGCACUCACCAACACACAUUAACUCCAAAAUCUCAUUAAUUUCGCUCCCCUGCUCCCUCCCAUUUGUCCUCCUCCUCUCUCUUUCUCUCCCAUGUCCUCCUCCGCCGACCCCCCGGCGGCGACCGGAGUCGGCCUCGGGUACGGCAUCGCCAUCGCCGUGAGCCUCCUCGUCCUCAUCUCCACCAUCAUGCUCGCCUCCUACGCCUGCGUCCGCGUCAAGUCCCACAACCUCCGCGCCACCUCCGACGGCGGCGACCCCGACGCGGCGGACCCGACGCCGCGUGCUGCGGAGAUUAUGGUGGCGGUGGGGAUGGACGGGGCGGCGAUAGAGACGUACUACCCGAAGCUGGUGCUAGGGGAGAGCAAGAGGCUGCCGAAGCACAACGAGGGGGGGCAUUGCUCGAUAUGCUUGGCCGAGUACGAAGCCAAGGACGUCAUACGGUGCGUACCGGAGUGCAGCCACUGCUUCCACGCUGCCUGCGUCGACGCAUGGCUCAGGGUCAGCGCCACGUGCCCGCUGUGCCGGAGCUCGCCGGCUCCCACGCCGCUCGCCACGCCGCUCUCGGAGGUGGUCCCCCUCGCCAUCAACCCCAGGUGACAUUGGUCGGGCUGAGUUUUCUUUGUUUUGUCUAGGUUUUGGGUAUGUCCAUGUUGCGGUAUAUGUAGCGUAGUUGCUAGAAGAACCACAAGCAUGCAUGGUGCUUUUGCCUGUUCUUUUCCUUUUCCCCUUAGAUGGUGAAGAAUGUCCUGUAAUCUGUAUGUAUUACGCAGUGCAGCUCAAUUGAGAAUAUUCAAGAGCGGAUUUAUUCCUUUUGUUC